Caenorhabditis bovis is the source of this 387-nucleotide messenger RNA. The record is from the annotation of a GenBank genome assembly. NCBI's taxonomy places the organism in Eukaryota, Metazoa, Nematoda, Chromadorea, Rhabditida, Rhabditidae.
AUGCCACUGGCACGGAUAGCCCGCGCAUUCCACUAUUUCAUCAUCUCGACACGCUAUUUGUUCAGUGAUUCAAGACAGAGGAUCGUUGCCUACGUGCUAAUCUUUCUUUGUUUUCUCACACCCUCAUCCUCUUCGUUUAUUCUUUAUCAAGGAACAACUCCAAAAUUCGAAUAUUUGGGCGUCGAAUCAUUCCGGCAAAUGUCGCAAGUCGAUCGCCGAACCGUUUAUAGCUUCUGUAAACUCGUCGUUUUGAAUCCGGAUAAGAUUAAUUUGAAUCCUCGUCAUUUGUUGCAAGCCAAACCGAUUUGUGAACAAUUCAUUUUGGGUCUCAAGAAGUUUAGAGAGCUGGAAAAGAGUCGGCACAAUCUACAAGGCAGUGUUUUAUAA